UAGUAAACGUUAACAAGGACCCAAGCACAAUGGAUAGUCACAAGCGAAGCAGAAAGAGCAACAAGGAAACGUCGUCGUCUUCAAAGAGACGCAGAACCAGACGAUCCGACGAUUCAGAGUCCGAGUCCGAGCCUCAGUCCGACGACUCGUACACCCAGGACUCGUCACCGGAGCCACGGGACUCGCGGAGGGGCAAGGAACGAAGAAGCAGCAGCAGCCGCCGCAGCCACCGGAGCUCGAAGCGUAAGCAUGACUCCGACGACAGUGAAGAUGAUGACCGUGGCCGCAAGAAGAAGUCCUCCAGGAAAAUCACCGAGAAAGAACUCGCUGAAUACCAGGCCAAGAAGCAAAUGCGAGUUGCGAAGAAGUUGAAGACGCAAACGGUUUCUGGUUAUUCCAAUGAUUCGAAUCCCUUUGGCGAUUCUAAUCUCACUGAGAAAUUUGUGUGGAAAAAGAAGAUUGAGCGAGAUGUUUCCCAAGGUGUGCUGCUUGAUGUGUCAGUUAAAUCUGAGAAAAAAAGAGAUAUAGAAAGGCUGGCUGAGAUUGAGAAGGUAAAAAAGAGAAGGGAGGAAAGGGCUCUUGAAAAGGCACAACGUGAGGAAGAAAUGGCAAUGUUAGCCAGAGAACGUGCUCGAGCUGAGUUUCAGGAUUGGGAGAAGAAGGAAGAAGAGUUCCAUUUUGAUCAAAGCAAAGUCAGGUCAGAGAUUAGAUUACGUGAGGGUCGUAUCAAGCCUAUCGAUAUUCUCUCCAAGAACCUCAAUGGCUCUGAUGAUUUUGAUAUAGAAAUAAAUGAACCAUACCUUGUUUUCAAGGGCUUGACAGUAAAAGAAAUGGAGGAGCUUCGUGAUGACAUAAAAAUGCAUCUGGACUUGGACAGGGCAACACCAACACAUGUAGAGUACUGGGAGGCACUCAUGGUGGUUUGUGACUGGGAGUUAGCUGAAGCUCGGAAAAAGGAUGCACUGGAUCGUGCUAGGGUGCGUGGGGAAGAACCUCCUGCUGAGUUGCUUGCUGAAGAAAGGGGUCUGCAUUCCAGUAUUGAAGCUGAUGUCAGAAAUCUUUUGCAAGGAAAGACUUAUGUGGAACUAGAGGGAAUGCAGUCCCAGAUUGAGUCACAGAUGCGUUCUGGCACAGCAAAAGUAGUUGAAUACUGGGAGGCUGUUCUUAAACGCCUCCAUAUUUACAAGGCCAAGGCUUGUUUGAAGGAAAUUCAUGCUAAGAUGUUGCGCAAGCAUUUGGAACGCCUUGAGGAACCUUUAGAGGGUGAAAAUGAAUUGGAGUCUGAUCACAGUUUAGAAUUGAAAGAGGACAACAGUGACCAUGAUGUUAUUGAUGCUCAAAAUUUCUCUCCAGAACUCAUUAAGGAAGAGACUAACGAGGAUGAAGAAGAGGCUGGUUCAUUUUCACCAGAACUAUUGCAUGGUGAUGAAAAUGAAGAAGCAAUUGACCCUGAAGAGGACAGGGCUAUGCUGGAGCGAAAACGUAUAGCUGUUGUAAAAGAACAGCAAAGAAGGAUGCAAGAGGUCUUGGCAUCAAAGCCAGCUCCAGCAGAAGAUAAUUUUGAGCUAAAAGCCAUGAAAGCCAUGGGAGCCUCGGAGGAAGGGGAUGCAGUUUUUGGCUCUGGUGCUGAAGUGAACCUGGACUCUCAGGUGUAUUGGUGGCAUGACAAGUACCGACCAAGGAAGCCAAAAUAUUUCAACCGUGUUCACACAGGAUAUGAGUGGAAUAAAUACAAUCAGACUCACUAUGACCACGACAAUCCACCUCCAAAGAUUGUUCAAGGAUAUAAAUUUAAUAUCUUUUAUCCAGACCUUGUUGACAAGACAAAGGCUCCAACUUACACCCUUGAGAAGGAUGGGAGCAAUGGUGAGACUUGCAUUAUACGGUUCCAUGCAGGGCCCCCUUAUGAGGACAUUGCUUUCAAGAUUGUAAACAAGGAAUGGGAAUAUUCUCAUAAGAAGGGCUUCAAGUGCACAUUUGAACGUGGAAUUUUGCAUGUAUAUUUCAACUUUAAACGCUACCGCUACCGCAGGUGAUAUGUGGCUAGUUUUCUUACCUUUUCCUCUAAAGAUGUAAAACUCCCCGGUGGCGAGGGUUUUGAAGAUUCCAUAGGUAUUACAAUUUUGAGCUUAUACAAAUUGUUCAACUAAUUUGUGUUGUAGAUAUUAUUCGAUCUAAUAGUGUUAACAGAAACCUUUACACCAGUUAAUAGAUUUUAAAAAAAAAUUAUUUUCUAACA
Molecule: messenger RNA, 2239 nt
Organism: Quercus robur (English oak)
Lineage: Eukaryota; Viridiplantae; Streptophyta; Magnoliopsida; Fagales; Fagaceae
Product: cactin
Exons: 13
Coding region: 30-2036 (668 amino acids)
Biological process (GO): mRNA cis splicing, via spliceosome
Cellular component (GO): cytoplasm; spliceosomal complex
Molecular function (GO): protein binding
Source: RefSeq, a predicted model, not a curated record